GUGGGACGUGCAACACCAUCUUGGUGGCCAACAUCUAUGGAGAGGCUUCUCAAAUCGAUGAAACGCUAUCUACGCUCCGGUUUGCAUCAAGAAUGAAGUGUAUACCAGCUGAGCCUGUAGCUAAUAUCUAUACUGACCCUGUGAAACUAAUUCAUAAGCUUCAGAAUGAUAUCCAGGUACUUCAGGAUGAGCUGGCUAUGUACAACAUUCUGGGCAACCGUCGGCAGGUCAGCUACGAAACCUUAACUGCAAAUCAGAUCCGAGACAUUAAAGCUCAAAUCUGUAGGUACUUGGAAGGGACGGUCGAUGAGAUUAAUAUUACAAAUAUCAGGCAACUCCGUGAGACCUUUGCACAAUUCAAGAUUAUUCUGCUGCAACAGGAACAGGAAAUAGAGGCCACGUUGAGGAAGAAGUACAUCCUUAUUGAUAAAGUGAAUAGACAAACCAGCUUUAUAGCAGACGGGAUGGGGCUUUUGAAUUCGGAAGAAUCGCAAGUUGGAGAACUUAUGGGGGAAGGAUUCGGAAUUGGACUGGCUCCCACCUCCGCAAAAGCCAAAAAAAUAAAAGUUAAAAAGGGCAAAGACAUAGCAGGUUCGACCAAGAAGGACCGUCCUUCAGUUACGGGAAAAGAUGCUGAAAUGUUGCAGCAACCGAAAGAUUCUGCACAAGAUGUUUCUCCAAAACCUGCCGGAUCGAGAGUGAUCAUGGCAUCGGCAAUUGAUUCUGUACGCUCCGAGUCGAUUGUCAAAAUAGAGGAUGCCAGACAUACCACUCCUCCAGGAAGGUCGGAGAUAUUUGACAUGUUCAAAGCAGAGAAAGGAUCUGAGAUUAAUCGUAUCCUUAUUGAGAAUAAGCGUAUUCUCAUUGAGAAGAGGACCAACUUGAAGGACUUGACUGAUCGCAUCAACAACGUCAAGGAAGAGAUUGACAUCACCAAUCGCUCACUCAACAUCAAGAAACGGGAGCGACACGUUCAAGGCGAGUACAAGAAUGAACACGAUGAGCCGGUGGUUGACGAGGACGAGUUCAACCUGAUCAUUCAGCUGAAGGACCUGAAGCGGCAGUACCGCUGCGACUUUAACACCCUGCGGGACCUGCGGGUGGAGGUGCAGUACUGCCAGAGGCUGGUGGAUCAAUGCAGGCUGCGGCUGCUCACCGAGUUUGAAAUUUGGUACAAUGAAUCCUUCCUAACUGCUGACGAAACUCAGCAAGUUCCACAAGGGGACAGUAUCCGAAGAGGGCUGGUCCCCUUCUCCAGAAUGACAGCGUUGGAAGAAGAUGACAAGGAGAAGUUUCAACGUCUACAGCAGGAGAUCCUGAUGGAGUGCCCAGAAUCGGUGUCGUUUUACAGAGCCCGGAUGAAGCUGCAGCAGCGGCAAAAUUAUACUCGAGCCAUGAAUCAGCCGCAGCCCAUAACCAUACACAAGAAGCCGGGAAUGAUCACCCCAUCCAUCAAAAACAAACCACCCACUAGUCUGCAGUGCCGCUAACUUACCAGUUACCACAAAGGAAUGCCAAAAGCAACCCACCAGUGUCAUCUUCAUGAAGAAAAGUUACUAUUUAGUUACAGUUUUGAAAAAAAAACUGAAAUGUUAAGGCCAAGCCCUUCCUAGAAUAAGUAUUGUAUAAAGUUAAAUAAAUCAACUCGGUGAA
Molecule: messenger RNA, 1653 nt
Organism: Leucoraja erinaceus (little skate)
Lineage: Eukaryota; Metazoa; Chordata; Chondrichthyes; Rajiformes; Rajidae
Gene: kif9
Product: kinesin family member 9
Exons: 13
Biological process (GO): microtubule-based movement
Molecular function (GO): microtubule binding; ATP binding; microtubule motor activity
Source: RefSeq, a predicted model, not a curated record